Molecule: messenger RNA, 4253 nt
Organism: Ceraceosorus bombacis
Lineage: Eukaryota; Fungi; Basidiomycota; Exobasidiomycetes; Ceraceosorales; Ceraceosoraceae
Source: the annotation of a GenBank genome assembly
AUGACACCAGAGCUGCACGCGAAUUGGUGGAAUAUUGUCACCUUCUCUUGGCUCAACAAACUGCUCACUGUGGGCUAUACCCGGCCGUUGACCCCUGAGGAUCUGUACCGGUUGCAGGAUAGCACGCAAGCGUCCGAGUAUGCGGAUCGUCUGGAACAAGCUUGGCAGCGACAGUGCUUGAAAGCUCAAGCUGCGAAUACUGCGAAGGGGCUACCUCAGGUUGGUUCGGAGGCAGACAAAUCGGAAAAAGUGACGGACGUCGGAGGUGGGACAUCGUCCGGAAACCGCUCCCCACGCUUGCUCUUCUGGAGGCGAAACAAGGCGACAAAGCCUCAGAAGCCGUCGCUAGCAAUGGCAAUGAACGAGACUGUCCUCGUCUUCUUCUGGACCGGCGGCUUCCUGAAACUUCUGUCUGACAUUGGCACCAUCACCUCGCCGCUGCUACUUCGUUCCAUCACAGACUUUGUGACUGCUUCGUACGAUAGCAAGCAGCCAGGUGGUCCAACAGCUCCUCACAUCGGCCAAGGCAUCGGUCUUGGCAUCGGACUCUUCCUUGUCCAGCUCACCAUCGUCUUCUUAAACGUCCAUUCCUUCUACCGCGGAUUCGGCACUGGAAUCCUUCUUCGGACAGCGCUCAUUCACGCGAUUUACCGUCGAGCCAUGCGCCUCUCGAACAGGUCUCGCGUAUCUGGAGGCCUUGGCAAUUCGAAGCUCGUUACACUUAUAUCUGCCGACGUCAGCCGCAUCGACUAUUGCUGUCAGUUCUUCCACAUGGCGUGGACUUCCAUUGUUCAGAUCGCCAUCUGUCUAGCUCUGCAAAUCUACACCCUAGGUUAUUCAGCUUUGCCGGGAUUUGCCUUCGUGCUGCUCCUUUCACCAAGCCAAAGCUUGAUCACAAAGCACUUGUUCUCACUCAGGAAACGCUCCAUGAAGUGGACCGAUGCACGCGUUCGUGCAAUCACCGAGCUCAUGUCUGGUAUCCGCACCAUCAAAUGCUUUGCUUGGGAGUCGCCAUACUUGGAGCGAAUCAAGCGAUUGCGGGCGAACGAACUGUCCUACCUGCGUCGCCGUCUGGGCUGGCGUAGUGCCAACAAUGCGCUCGCCUUUGCAGUACCCACUGUUGCUGCAGUGAUCAGCUUCAUCACGUAUACAGCAGUAGGCAAUGAGCUCGAGCCAGGCAAGAUUUUCUCUGCGCUUACCUUCUUCCAGCUGCUCCGUACGCCUCUGCAAUUCUUACCGGUCGCUUGGAACGCCAUCGCGGACGCUACGAACGCCUGCAGACGCAUCUCUGCUGUUUUCGAGGGCGAACUUGCGGCUGGAAGCCAUCCGGUAGACGAAAAUUUGCAUAAUGGAUUGGAAAUGUACGAGGCAAGCUUCGAGUGGGAUUCCGCUCCGCCUUCCAGCACGGCUAAUGACAUUGCGGGCAAGGCAAAGGGUCGCGCUGCUGAACCCGAGAAGGCGAGCGCGACGCCGUCAAGGUUGCAGAACAUCACUAUGAACGUGCCACGGGGUAGUCUUGUUGCGAUUGUGGGGCCUAUAGGGUCCGGCAAGAGUAGUUUGAUGAGCGCUUUGGCGGGAGAGAUGAGGCAAACGGGCGGUAGCGUAGUCUUUGGAGGCAGCUUGGGUCUUUGUGCCCAGGUGCCAUGGAUCCUUUCGUCGACCAUUCGGGACAACAUCACUUUUGGUCGUCCCUACGACGAAGCUCGGUAUAGACAAGUGGUCCACGACGCCUGUCUACUGCCCGACUUUGCGAUGCUGCCUCAAGGAGACCAGACCGUUGUGGGAGAGAAAGGCGUGUCUUUAUCUGGCGGCCAAAAGCAGCGUGUCAACAUUGCGCGCGCAGUCUACCACGACGACGACGUCAUCCUCUUCGAUGAUUGCUUCUCGGCGUUGGAUGCGCAUGUCGGCAAAGCCGUCUUUACACAGGUGAUGCAAGGCAGCCUGAGCGGCAAGACUCGCAUCUUGGCGACGCACGCCCUUCAUCUGCUCCCUCACGCCGAUUACAUCAUCACCUUGGAAGGCGGACGAAUCGCAGAGCAGGGCACCUAUGGUCAAUUACUGGGCCACAACGGUCCUUUCUCUCGCUAUGUCGAAAAGUACGGAGGUGCUCUGAACGAAGAAAAGGCACCCGAGCCACACGAACAGGACGAUGCCAUCGAGGGCAAAUGCGAGAUCGAACCGGAGUCCAAUCACGUUGCAGGCCAGAAGGGUCUGGCAUCAGGCAAGCCAGAAUCCCCCGCUCGGGGCAGAGAGGCACCAAAGGCCGUCAUGCAGCUGGAAGAACGCUUUACGGGCUCUGUGAGCAAGAAUAGUGAGUACCAAUUUCUCUGAGCGGACCAGGUCGACUACGCUAACUGUGAGGGACCAACAUUCCCACUUCAGCAUACGGCACCUAUUUGAAGGCCGGCAACAUGCCUCUGUUGUUUCCUUUGUUCGUGCUAGCAAUCCUUGUCUUUGAAGGUUCGACCGUUUUGAGCCCGCUGUGGUUGCUUUGGUGGCAAGAGAAGCAGUACAAUUUGCCACUUGGCGUCUACAUGGGCGUCUACGGAGUCCUCGGCGUUGGCCAAGCGCUCGGCCUUCUGGCAAUGGGUCAAGUCUUUGCGUUCUUCACCUUCUACAGCUCAGCGACGCUCCACCGGCGUGCUUUGCAACGUGUCUGCCACGCGACUUGCUCAUUCUUCGACACGACUCCGCUGGGUCGCAUCACUCAUCGGUUCAGCAAAGACGUCGACGUCAUCGACAAUGUCAUUGGUGACGCCAUCCGAACAUUGCUGGGCGUCGUCGUUCAGGUUGUCGGCUCGAUCGUCCUUAUCGCCUACCUCACGCCUUACUUUCUCAUCGCCGUCGGAGUCAUGGUCCUCCUGUACUUUUGGACCGGCAUUUAUUACCGCACGAGCGCACGCGAACUUCGAAGGUUGGAUGCUGUGCUGCGCAGCAAGAUGUACGAGCAUUUCGCCGAGUCGCUGUCUGGCAUCACCACCAUCCGGGCGUACAACGAGUCUCAAAGCUUCCUGCGCGAAAACGCAAAGCGCAUCGACGUGGAGAACCGCGCGUACUGGCUCUCAAUGGCUUGUCAGAGGUGGCUCUCUGUUCGACUCGAUGGUUUCGGCUCCCUUUUGGUGCUCGCCGUCGCCAUGCUCGCCGUUGGCGCUCGUUUUACUCUAAGCCCUGGUCAGACAGGUGUUGCACUCUCGUUCAUCCUUACUGCUCAGAGUGUCUGGUCCUGGGUCAUUCGACAAAGCGCUGAAGUUGAAAACAACAUGUCUGCCAUAGAGCGCUUGGUCUACUACGCCAACAAUGUCGAGAUGGAGCCGGCUCACAAAGUGCCGGAGCAUGACAGCAAGCUCGCUCCGACUUGGCCAAGUCAAGGCCAAAUCGAAUUCAAGGAGGUUGUCGCGUCCUACCGAGAGGGGCUGCCAGCCGUGCUCAAAGGCGUCUCGUUGCACAUUGCGCCAGGUGAACACAUCGCUGUUUGCGGUCGAACGGGUGCCGGGAAGACUACACUGAUGACGACACUUCUGCGAAUGAUGGAGCUGUCGAGCGGAUCCAUCUUUAUCGACGGAGUCGACAUUUCCAACUUAGGUUUGGCAACUUUGAGAAGUCGGAUAUCCAUCAUUCCCCAAGAUCCCCUGAUGUUUGGCGGUUCCUUAAGGCACAAUCUUGAUCCUCUCGGAGAAUGUGAUGACGCGACUCUGAACAACGCUUUGCAGCGAGCGUGCUUGCUCAAGCCCAUCGGUCGGACCGAGUCUGCCAGCUCUUCGACGUCCACCAUCAACGUCGUCCAUCAAGGUUCCGGCACAGAUGCGAACGCCCAGAGACCCCCACACCUCACGCUGGACACUGCCAUCGAAGACGAAGGAAGCAAUCUCAGCCAAGGGCAAAGAGCGCUCAUCUCGAUGGCCCGCGCGCUUGUCCGUCACUCACAGAUCGUGGUGCUAGACGAGGCGACGGCUUCGGUGGACUACUCGACAGAUGCGGCCAUCCAACGAACCAUAUCCGUGGACAUGGUUGCCAAAACGGUGCUCACUGUGGCACAUCGUCUCAACACUGUCAUCUCCUACGACCGCGUCUGUAUCAUGGACGCUGGCAAGAUAGUCGAAAUCGGCCCGCCACUUGAUUUGUGGGAACGAGGAGGAGAGGAUGGCCACUUCAGGCGAAUGUGCGAUAGUUCCAACAUUGCUAAGAGCGACAUUGAGUCGGCCCAGCGCGAACGUCAAAGUCUACUCAGCAGCAGCCGCGGCAAGACAUCGUGA